Molecule: messenger RNA, 2074 nt
Organism: Truncatella angustata
Lineage: Eukaryota; Fungi; Ascomycota; Sordariomycetes; Amphisphaeriales; Sporocadaceae
Product: Oxidoreductase, molybdopterin-binding domain-containing protein
Exons: 1
Coding region: 49-1911 (620 amino acids)
Cellular component (GO): mitochondrion
Molecular function (GO): oxidoreductase activity; molybdenum ion binding
Source: RefSeq, a predicted model, not a curated record
CCCUUGUCGAAGUUUCCUGACUGCCAGCACAUUCUCCACAAAAUCAGUAUGUCGCAAUCGAUGCCAACUAUGGCGCAAUCGCUACCGCGACUCUAUCGCCGCGCACUUCCGAAGCUAGCUCAAAGCACCCGUCCUACCGCAUCCCAGAACGUCCAACGGGUCGAGCUGAGGCAGGCAAGCUGUUCUUCUCCUCCUCGGGCAUUCUCGACUCGCGCCAAUCUUCAAAGGUCAGCUUUCAGGGCUGCCAAGAAAGAACCCCCCAAAAACGCCGCUAAACCUGCCAAGUAUCGCCCGUUCCAGGCACUUGUUGCGGGAGGUGGUAUCCUCACAUUAUUGUUUUCAGUCGCUCAACCAAUAUCCCGUAACCCGAUCGAAGCUUUGAGUGACAAUAACGAUCCAAUCAUAUCCGAUGCCCAGACACAAGGCCCAUGUGGUGAUGGCUUGCCACGCUUUCGGCUGUCCGAAAUAAAAAUCCACGGACCCAAGUCAGCGAGACCUUGGAUUAUACACGAAGACAAGGUGUACGACAUAACGGACUGGGUACCAGCACACCCCGGCGGUGAGGUUAUACUACGUGCUGCUGGUGGAAGUAUCGAGCCAUACUGGGAUAUCUUCUCCAUUCACAAGACUCCCUACGUACGAGAAAUUCUCGAACAAUAUGUUGUGGGCAGCGUACAUCCGGACGAUCUGGAAGACGGCCGUCCACGUAUGGAUACGGUAGAGGACCCAUUCGUAAACGAUCCGAAGCGCGAUGAGCGGUUGCUUCAGUUGACCUCGAAACCCUGCAAUGCAGAAACAGCAGGUGACAACUUGGCCGGAGAUUUUCUCACCCCAAAUGAAGUCUUCUACGUGCGCAAUCAUAUGUGGGUUCCUGUCAUUGAGGACCCUACGGGCGAUGCUCAUAGCAUCACGAUCGAGCUUCCUGAUGGUGACCACAAGACUUAUACAGUUGGCGAGUUGAAGUCAAAGUUCAAGCAGCAUACCGUCACGGCUGUUAUGCAAUGUUCAGGUAACAGGCGGAAGAACAUGACCGAGUAUGCCCGCAAAACGAACGGCCUCCAGUGGGGUGUUGGAGCCAUUAGUUGUGCCAAGUGGGAAGGUGUCCGCCUUCGAGACGUGCUGGCUGACGCUGGUUUGCUCAUCAACGACCUUCCCGAGGAUGCGCAGCAUGUCCAAUUCUCGGCGUUGGAGGCUUAUGGUGCAAGCAUUCCCAUACAUGCUGCGCUUGAUCCUCGUGGAGAUGUCUUAUUGGCUUUCAAGAUGAACGAUAUGCCUCUGCCGCCCGACCACGGCUUUCCCGUGCGAGUGGUUGUUCCCGGAACAGUGGCUGCCCGCUGCGUCAAGUGGCUGAGCAAGAUAGUCAUCUCGGAUGAAGAGAGCACUACGAGCUGGCAACGCAAAGACUAUAAGUGUUUUGGACCCAACGAGACUCAAAACUUGGACUGGGACAAAUACAAAUCCAUUCAAGAGAUGCCUGUCACGAGUGCCAUCACUAGAGCGAGGUUCAGAUCCGCGUGCAAGAGCGACGGUACUGCUCCCCCGGUCGAACUACAAGGCUAUGCCUACUCAGGCGGAGGAAGAGAAAUCCAGCGCGUUGAUGUGAGCCUUGACGGUGGCCAAACUUGGGGUCAAGCCACUUUCCUGGACGACACCCAUCAAGAGGCGGGAACUAAGAAGUGGUGCUGGAAACGUUGGACGUAUCAAGGUGCACUUCCAGAAACUACAGAUACUCAAGCAGGCGUAGCUACGUUUGUUGUAAAGGCGACCGACGAGGCAUACAAUACCCAGCCACAAUCCUACACGAGUAUUUACAAUCUCAGAGGUAAUCUGGCAACUGCCUGGCACAGAUUGGAGGUCGAUCUGGCUAAGAGCCAAGAGAAGAACAAUGGCACGGCGUCUGUAGAGGUCUAGGUCAGACGUUCCGAUCAGAGGGCAGCACAACGCCACUGAGAUGUGGCUUCGUAUAUCCACUGCGUAGUGGUAUGUGGUAGAGUUGGUAUUGCUUUAUUAGGGGUAGCGACCCCCAUUCCCCCCCUUCCCCCUUUAGUUCUUUAAUUCCCUUUCUUUCCCUGUU